CUCUCUCUCUCUUCUCUCUCGCAACUGUCCUUCCGUGUUCAACUCGCGUUUUAGCAGACAUAGGAAACAAAUCAAACCACGGAGAGAGAGGGAACGACUUUUAUAGAGAGAGAGAAUCAAAGAUUCCUAUUCUUUGGUGGAGCAAAAGUUUUCUCGAUACAGAGAAUAGAUUGAUAGACAGUCAUAAACCAUUGUGGCUGUCAAUUCCUGAGCAAUUUAUCCGAAUUUGAUAGUGAAUUUCUCGACCUCGAUUAUUAGGCUUUCAUUGAGAUCUUACUUCGAUCUUGCUUUGAAUCGGUGAGAGAAAACGGUCAGAGCUUUGGUUUCUGCGUCGAUUCUGCGAUUAAAGAGGGUUUUUGUCGGUUGUUGAUUUAAAUAAUCGCUGAAUUAAUUUGAUUUUCAACGUUUAAGUUGGGAUUAGUGUGUGGAUUCUGAAGGGAGUUAGGAAUUGUGAGGGAGUUUGAGAUGAAUGAUGUUGACCUUAACACCAGUUGGUUUGUGAUGUAAUAUGGCCCUGGUCGUUACACGCAAAGAAGAUGUCGCUUUACAUUGGUCGCGAGGCUUCAAAGCUAUGGAAAACAGUUUGUGGGGAGAUUAUUACAGAAAUCAACCUUCUUGCCGAGAAUUGGAAGUAUAUGUUUGCCGGUCUCAUCUUCCAGUAUAUUCAUGGGUUGGCAGCUCGAGGAGUUCAUUAUUUUCAUCGGCCAGGACCAAUUCUUCAGGAUCUUGGGUUCUUUCUUCUUCCGGAGCUUGGGCAAGACAGAGCUUACAUUAGUGAGACUGUGUUCACCUUCAUCUUUCUAUCCUUUGUCUUGUGGACCUUCCAUCCUUUCAUUUUCAAGAGCAAAAAAAUCUACACUGUUCUAUUGUGGUGCAGGGUUCUAGCCUUUUUAUGUGUUUGUCAAAUUCUUCGGAUAAUAACAUUCUAUUCUACUCAACUUCCUGGUCCAAACUAUCAUUGCCGUGAGGGUUCAAAGAUUGCCACAUUGCCGCCUCCGGAGAGUAUACUAGAAGUCUUAUUAAUAGUUCCUCGAGGAGUGCUGUUUGGUUGUGGUGAUUUGAUAUUUUCAUCUCAUAUGAUCUUCUCUCUAGUUUUUGUGCGAACUUACCAAAAAUAUGGCACACGAAGGUUCAUAAAGCAAUGUGCUUGGUUAAUUGUCGUAAUUCAGAGCUUGUUGAUUAUCUCAUCCCGUAAACAUUACACAGUUGACAUCAUUGUGGCCUGGUAUACCGUCAAUUUGGUGGUGUUCUUUAUUGACCAUAAAUUGCCAGAACUGCCUGACCGUAGUGGGGCUGGGGCAUUUUUGCUACCAUUGAGCAAGACUAAAGAAGAGAAUCACAAGCUCUUGAAUGGGAAUGCUGGAGAUCAUGUGGAUUGGAGGCUGAGAAGUCAAGUUAAUGGCAAGAUUCUAGAAAAUGGCAAUGCUGUACAUGUCGAAGCAGUGAUGAUGAAUGGUGUAUAGAUGAUAAGAGUUGCAGCCGCUGCGACCUAAUUAAGCUGCUGCGAGGACUGCUAUAUCUAUUUCCCAACUUGGUUCUAAGGAGUCAUUCGCUGCUGUGUCAGAAGAAGACCGAGAGAGAGAGAGAGAGGGAGAUUGGCUAUAUGGUUCAUCCGGGGGAGAGGUCGAGCUUCAAGAAAUGGUGAAUGGUGUUAUCAAUACACAAAUUUAUAACUCCCCAGGAAUUUCAAUUGCGCUUAUAUUGUAAAAAUUGGGUUCAAUCUUUCUCUAGUCCCUUCUUAUCA
Molecule: messenger RNA, 1744 nt
Organism: Ilex paraguariensis (yerba mate)
Lineage: Eukaryota; Viridiplantae; Streptophyta; Magnoliopsida; Aquifoliales; Aquifoliaceae
Source: the annotation of a GenBank genome assembly